This is a messenger RNA of Aplysia californica (California sea hare), 1717 nucleotides long. Its product is annotated as manganese-dependent ADP-ribose/CDP-alcohol diphosphatase. Gene Ontology annotation, molecular function: ADP-ribose diphosphatase activity; 2',3'-cyclic-nucleotide 2'-phosphodiesterase activity; manganese ion binding. Bases 507 to 1538 code for a protein of 343 amino acids. The transcript has 4 exons. Lineage: Eukaryota; Metazoa; Mollusca; Gastropoda; Aplysiida; Aplysiidae. The record is from RefSeq and is a predicted model, not a curated record.
GUCACGUUUAUUCGCGCAUGUUGUGCUCUUGUGGAAAAAUUGCCUUCCUAAAACGUUGGACUUGUGUGUUGAAUUCAGGUUCUGGAAACGUUUAGAAAUUCUUGGGUGGUGCAGCAAGACGAUCCGACGGUAACAAAAGGAACUCGUUAAUUUGUUCGCCCACCCCGAGUGUUGUAAAGUUUCUCUGGCAGCAGUGAGUGCUCAUUGCACUGAGACUUGGUCUCUCCCAUCUCAAGAAGCUAAGAUUAAAAAAAUCGAGUUUUUGCAACAAGACGAUCUGACAGUAACAACAACAACAACAAAAAGGAACUCGUUUAUUUGAUCGCCCCCUCCCCAUCCGAUCUUACCCCAGACUCCUGAUCGUACUCCCUCACCCUCCCAACGCGCCCACCUCUCAUGCUCACAGUUGCAGCAGCAGCAACAGCAACAACAGCAGUAGCAACAGCAGCAGCAACAGCAGCAGCAACAGCGACAGCAACAACAGCAGCUGGAGCAGCAGCAGCAGCAUGUCGUCAAUAUUCAUUAAAGUAGAACAGCCUCUGGUCUCCUUCGGCAUCAUCACCGACGUGCAGUACGCAGACUUGCCCGACGGCACCGACCACACGAAGACCAAGCCUCGCUACUACAGGAACUCUCUGAGCCUCCUCAAGAACGCCAUCAACGAGUGGAAAAGCACACUGUACCCUGUCUCGUUCGUCAUCCAACUCGGCGACCUCAUCGACGGACGCAACCAAGAGUUCGGGGGGACGCCGCAGAGCCUUAUGGCCUUGAGGAGCGCUCUUCACGCCUUGGACGCGCUGCACUUGCCUGUGUGUCACGUAUUCGGAAACCACGACCUCUACAAUUUCACGCGCUCCUUCUUCGCAGCGUCUCCGUUGGUGGACAUGACCACGACUGGGUUCCUGAACAGAACAGCAAGCCCUUCUUCUCCUUCUCCCCGAAUGUACUACACGUUCCUGUUUCACCAAAAACUCCGGAUUGUGGCUCUCGACUCGUACGAAGUCGGUCUCCUGGGAUACUCGGACAAACCGGACGAGCCGAACCACCAAAGAGCGCUCACUUGGAUGUCCAAGAAGAACCCGAACGUAGAUAGGAACCACAGCACAGGUCUAGAGGGCUUGGAGCGGCGAUGGGUGGCAUACAACGGAGGUGUCAGUGACACGCAGAUCAAUUGGCUGGAUCACACUCUGGCCGCCGCGCGAGAUAAGAAGGAAAAUGUGAUCGUUUUGACUCACGUGUCGCUCCAGAACGAGGUGAAGGACGACUCGAGCCUGUGCCUGCUGUGGAACUACGAGGAGGUUCUCCAGGUGAUCCACCAGUACCCGUGCGUCAUCGCUGUGCUAGCUGGCCACGACCACGAUGGUCACUACUGCGUUGAUGACCACGGCGUCCACCACAUCACCUUCCCAGGGGUCAUCGAGACCAGGCCUGGCAGCGACUGCUACGCCACGGCCCGGAUGUGGAAGGACAAGCUGACCAUUGCAGGGGCGGGCAGGGUGCAGAACUUUGUCGUGCCUUUGAGGUAUCCGGCCGUGUGAUAUAUUCUUCUUGUGAAAGUGAAAGUAAUAACAUCGACAUCGGCAGGCUGGCUUGCUGGAUUGAACUUAGAACCUCGCUCGCUUUCUUUCGUGGUUAUCUCAGGGAUUUAUUGCGAAUAACAUGGUACUGAACACCCCCCCCCAAAACAAACAAAACAAACAACAACAACAACAAAACA